Oryzias latipes (Japanese medaka) is the source of this 5101-nucleotide messenger RNA. The record is from RefSeq and is a predicted model, not a curated record. Lineage: Eukaryota; Metazoa; Chordata; Actinopteri; Beloniformes; Adrianichthyidae.
AAAAAUAAGAGCUGGGAAACCUGAGCUGUGUGUCAGCAGGGGUCUGACCUGAGCUUUUUGACUCUAGAAAAGAUGGGAACUCUGUUCUUUUGUAACCAUGCAUGCUCUGAAGUCGGGUCAGUGAAGCAUGCUGGGAAGCGUGCAGGUCCAUGGCUGCUGCUUGGUUCAAGUCAGUUCUGGCUCUGACAGGGAGUCACGCUGACUAAUCCUGAUUAUCCUGUCAGCUGCCUUUGAUCAGCACAGCUCAGGUUUAGCUCCAGGACAAAGGCGCCGUUUUCCCCUUUUCCCAAAAACACAAGUGACUCACUUCCUCAUGUUCUGCUGGUUUUCUGUGCAGAAGCUUGCUUCAGCCCAAACAUUGAAUCCUGCUUUUUCCUGCGCCCACUUCCUGUCUUGCUGUUUCUGCAGAUUGGAUCGCAGCUGAGUGGGUGUGUUUUUCAGAGGUGACUGACUGAAAGUUGUGUGUGUGUGUGUGUGUGUGUGUGCAGGUUGGCUGUGAGGCUGACGAUGUGGUGGGAACAUGGAGCCUCCUGAGUACCUGGACCUGGAUGAGAUCGACUUCUCUGAUGAUUCAGUGUACGCCGUCUCCUCCCUGAAGAGCAUCCCUGCGCUGUCCCGCAGGAGCGAUGUGCCGGCCGAGGACAGAGCAGCUCCGCCCAUCAGCUGGGGCCGCAGCGUCUCCUCACACGGCGGUGGGGGGAUCAAACCGGGGGGGCUGGCUGAGGUCCACAGUAAGUUUCGGCCGGUGAAGAGGGUGUCCCCCCUCAAACACCAGCCCGAAACCACAGACUCGGACUCUGAGGGGAAGGACCAGGCGCUGGGGGAGCAGGAGGAGCUCGGCAAAGAUGGCCCCACCUCUGUCAAGCACUCCAACCCCCCCACACCGCUGGAUGGGUCUGGGAUGAAGGUGAAGGGGCCCAGCAGCAGCAUGGGGGAGGGGGGCGGCCCCCAGGCUCUGUUCGGGGAGCUGGAACACUACGACCUGGACAUGGAUGAGAUCCUGGACGUGCCUUAUAUCAAGUCCAGCCAGCACGUGUCCACACUGCCUCGAGCCCCCCUCGACAAGCGAUCUGUGAUGGGGGGUAAUGCGGGUGGGGGCACGCUGGAGAGGAGUCGAGGGGGGGUCCUGAAGAGCUCCGGUCUGCCCCAUAAUGAGCCUGUGAGUUUGGGCAGUAGCUCGCAGACGCAGUUCUGUGUUCUGUCUCCGCUGAAGUGGUCAGAUCUACGGAAGUCCAGGUCCAUGGAUCCAGACCUCCACCUCCUCAACCGUUCUCCAGGUGGGGGGGGUUACCAGCCGGAGCCUCUGUCCUCCUCCCUCGCCUCCUUCUCAGAUGCAGACAAGCUGCUGUCUGCUCGCGUCUUCCCGGACUCCCAGAGACCCCCCAUGGAUCCUCCGGGGGGGUCAGGACUGGUCUUCCCCCUGCCGGGCUGCAGCUUGAGCAGGCAAGACAGCACCAAGGUGAGGACCCCUAGUGCUGGAAGUGGAGCAGUGGCACUGAGAGGCUUUGGAAUAGCAGGAGGGGAGGUGGAUGAGGAGACCAAAAAGAAGCAGAACAUCAUCAACAUCGUCAGGGAGGGGCAGAUCUCACUGCUGCCUCACCUGGCGGCAGACAACCUGGAACUGAUCAGGGACGAGGAUGGAAACAACCUCCUGCACGUCUCCGCCUCCCAGGGCCACGCCGACUGUCUGCAGCAUCUCACCUCUCUGAUGGGGGAGGACAGCCUGAACGAGCGCAACAGCCAGCAGCUGACGCCCGCCGGCCUGGGGGUCAAGAACGGUCAUCUGGAGUGUGUGCGGUGGAUGGUGAGCGAGACGGAGGCCAUCGCCGAGCUCAGUUGCAGCCGAGAACAUCCCAGCCUCAUUCAUUAUGCGGCUCGAUACGGUCAGGAGAAAGUCCUGCUGUGGCUGCUUCAGUUCAUGCAGGAACAGGCCAUCUCUCUGGACGAAGUGGAUCAGAACGGGAACACGGCCGUCCAUGUGGCAGCUCAGUACGGACACCUCACCUGCAUACAGACUCUGGUGGAGUACGGCUCCAACGUGACGGUCCAGAACCAGCAGAGCGAGCGGCCCUCCCAGAGUGCUGAGCGGCAGGGCCACACCACGUGUGCCCGGUACCUGGUCGUCGUGGAAACAUGCAUGUCGCUGGCCUCGCAGGUGGUCAAACUCACCAAGCAGCUCAAUGAGCAGGCGGCAGACAGGGUCAGCUUACAGAAGCAACUCCAGAGACUGAUGGACCCCAACAAGGGAGAGGGGACGCCAUCCAGAUCUCCCAGCUCCCAUCAACCCUCAGUGGAGGCGUGGCCAGAGAUGAUGCUGACAGCGGAGGGGACGCCCGGCGACACCCACUGGUCAGUUCGUCAGGGAGGGGUGGGGCCCGAUUCUGUGCUGCGUCAGCUGCUGGGAAAGGACGUGCCUGACUCCCUGUGCCCCCGGGAGAGGCUGCCCCCCCCGGCAGGCCUUGGAAGAGAGGGCCCCGGACCCGCUGGGGGCCGCAGGCUCGGACUGGUGGAGAGGCGGGAGCUGAAACUGGCCAGGCUGAAGCAGAUCAUGCAGCGCUCCUUAAGCGAGUCCGACUCGGAUGGGUAUCCACCCGAGGAGGGCAAGAACCAGGGGGGGGCGCACCCAAACACGCAGAGGCCGGAUAGGCCCACCCACCUGCCGAUCGCAGAGGAAGAACCCGGACCAGACUCCCUCCACCUUGUGACGAAGAAGCAGCUCUCUGCCCCCUCCUCGUCAGCAGAGAGGAGGCUGGCCUUCUCUCUGAACGGAUCCAAGUCUGCAGACAGCAUCGGCGUUAACUCCUCCCCCACCUCCAGCGACCCCGAAGCUGCUGACGGGAAAACUCCGGAGACACCCAACGACGCGCAUGACGGACAGAAAGUCGCAACCAGCCCCAAGAGCGCCCUAAAGUCGCCCUCAUCACGCAGGAAAACGUCCCAGAACCUCAAGCUGAGGGUCACCUUUGAUGAGCAGGUCCACAAGAGCUCCAAUCAGGAAGCAGAGCCUUCCAAAGGCCCGCAGGGGCGGGGGGGCACCUCAGCGGGGGGCUCCGAAAGCAAGCGGCCGUUCGGGGCGUUCCGCUCCAUCAUGGAGACGCUGAGUGGGAAUUCCAACCACAACAACAACAAUACUCAGGCAGGCUCCGCCCCCAAACCAGCCACCUGCCAGGGCUCCCCCAGCAGGAAGUCAGAGGGCAAAAGCAGCCCAGGGGGCGGAGCCAAGAGCAAGAGCAAAAGCAGUAACGUUUGAGGAAGCUGAUGAGGCGAAUCCUCUCACUACUUAAUGCCACUAUAAAGGGCGUUUGCCGUUUUUUUCGGGGUGUCCAAAUUCUCAGAGUCCUGAAAUUUUCCCAGAAGCCUUUGCUGAGAACCAGACUGGCAAACUGGAAAAUACAGACCACAAUGCAUUGAAUUUGAACAGUUUUUUUAAUUAAAAAUGUAAAUUAAUGUUUCAUAAAUCAUCUAAAUUUUUAUUGGAGAACCCAAAAAGAUUCAUAAGUGACUUUUUUUAAAAUGUUGAUCAGGUUUUCACUUGAGAAGAUGGGUGACGUCAUAUUUAAGUUCAAGUGAGCACGAGUCAGAGCUGCACUGAAGUCCAGCGAUAGUCCUGCACCACGUGGUCGUUUAGGGAGUCGGGAGGGAAGCAGACACAGAGUUCAUCGCCAUGGAGAGGUGCAGGUGGGCGGGGGGGCUGUGUCUCUGUCCGGGGGGGGGAUCCUCUGAGCUGUUUGUUCAACUGGAUCAUUGCAUUGACUGUAAAUGAAAACUGGACUGAGUGAGUGUGAGGUCACCCAUGGAGAAGAACUCACUUCCAGUUCCCGCAAAAUGAAGUCGGACCACUUUGGAACCAGACAUUAGUUAGCAGUGAUUGGGCUGAAUCGACGUUUUUCUAUGGCAACCACUUGUGCCUGUUGGAAGGCCACGCCCCUUUGGGCUACACCGCAUACUUCUAUUGAGGCAUCUUAAAAAAAUAUAAACAGAUGAGGAUUAUAAAGAAAAUGUUUUUUAAAUAAAGGCAUCAGAUCCAGAAAGGUUCUUGUGACCAAUGAGUAACGACUGUUACUCUAUAGACGUCUACGGGAUAUUGGCUUCUUGGAGCCAGGGGGUACUUCCUGUUUGGAAAGCGAAGGAAGGGUCUCAGAGAUUGGCAACUCCAGACAUCCGAGCGCUACUGGUGACGGAUUACCUGGUUCAGGUGUUUCCAGCCAACGGGAACAUGCCAGAGCGGGGUAUGUUGGAAAACAUGCAUGCGGCCCUCGAGCCGCCCAUCCUGGAGUUAUAUGCCAUAGAGAGGGGGGGUUAGAAGGCUUCAAAUGAGCAAUGAUGAUGAUGAUGAUGAAGGGGCGACAUCUUUGCUGGCUUUCUGAAUCAAUUCAGACUUACAGCAGCAAUUCAGUCAAAUUCUGGUUCUUUUACUCAUUUCCAUUCAAAACGUCUUAAACUUGUUAAAAUGAUUAAAGAGAGGAUGUGCAGUUUGAAAAAAAAUAAUGUUAAAGCUGCUUUUGCCAGAAAAAGAUGAAUUUAAAUGGAUUCAGUUGAUUUUCAGAGUCGGCUCUCCUGAACAGAAACGGCUGUGAGGAAGAGCUCUGCAGGAUGAAGGACGUUUGGAUUUAGUUUGAAUUUGUCACUUUUGUUUCUUCUAUUGAAAGGAAGAGUCCUUGUUCUUUUUGACUUAUAUUUAUGUUUCUGCACACAGUUAUGAUUUAUGAUAAACGUGCACAGUGUUAACAUGUAACAGCACAACAGAAAACCACUGUAUAUAUAUAUAUAUGUUUGUAUUUAAGUUUUCUUUGCUUUGACUUGUGUUAAGGAUCUAUGCAGUAUUUUUGCAUGAAGUAGAUAGGUAGGUAGCUGUGUGAUUUUCAGACGGGGGGGUUCAACGAUGCACCUUCUACCAAGUAUUGAUGGAUGAUGAGGAUGAUGAUGAAGGCUGAGAAACGUUUAAUUGUAAGUGAAGCUCCUCUCCUGACUGAAAAAGUGAAGCUGGACUCACAGAAAAGCUGCUUUUCAACAUCACUAAUGAGAGCUUUAGCCUCUUUUUAUGGAGCUGACUUUGAUCUGACGUGUUUACAAUAAACAUUUGAGGUUUCAAAAGAAAAAA